CGAGAGUCGUCCAUAGCACCACCUCCUAUUCCGAAACCUUUACCACCAUUGCCCGUCUCGCCACUUUAGUCGGGCACGACAGCGGCAAAGAUGGAGGAGUUGGCAUCCUCCUUGCCUCAACACAUACUUCUGCAGAGAUAUGCGGCGGUUCACCGGCCGAGGUCACAAUCACCUUCGGGGGUCUUGCAGGAGGAGGUUGGCCACCGUGCCACUCCGGCGGACAGGGGGUUGCUACCUCGAGCGGAGGAGGAGGUCACGAUAGCGGCAACGGUGGAGGGGGAGGUAACAGCAGUGGAGGAGGAGGUACCAGCAGUGGCGACGGGGGAGGAGGAGGUGCCAGCUGGAGCAGCAGUGGAGGGGGAGAUAGCAGCUGCAGUGGAGGGGGAGGAGGCAGUAGCGCCAAUUUCACGAUCAAACGUUGUUAUGAAGCAUGAUGGUGCGGACGCCACUGGCCCAGGGGGGGUUGACGAUGCCGAGAAGCACCUCAUGCAGCAGUUUAUUACGAACGAUCUUGAUGUAGUCGGAGGCGAUUUCACCCCGGGUGUGGCGAGGGGGAUGGGGAUGUCUCCUACCAGAAGGGGGGCGGUUUCAGAGAUGGGGACCCACUUUGACUUUGACAUGUCGAUGGGCGCUCCCCCUAUUUGCGGUGGGAGGGCAUCGACGGAUCGGGCGUCUUCGUUGGACGAGGUGGCAGGCAAGACAGGGUCGCAGACCUUGAGAGAGAGGAUGUCAGCGGAGUCUCCAGAUGUAGCACUUGACAUCAUGGAGCGAGAGAGGGCUUGACUUAUGGCAUUCAACGACCCUC
Chara braunii is the source of this 805-nucleotide messenger RNA. The record is from the annotation of a GenBank genome assembly. Lineage: Eukaryota; Viridiplantae; Streptophyta; Charophyceae; Charales; Characeae.